AGAUGCAAGGGCGAGCAUCUUGCUGAAAGCACAGGCGAGUGCAGGGGUGAGUGCAGGGGUGAGUGCAGGGGUGAGUGCAGGGGUGAGUGCAGGGGUGAGUGCAGGGGUGAGUGCAGGGGUGAGUGCAGGGGUGAGUGCAGGGGUGAGUGCAGGGGUGAGUGCAGGGGUGAGUGCAGGGGUGAGUGCAGGGGUGAGUGCAGGGGUGAGUGGAGGGGUGAGUGCAGGGGUGAGUGCAGGGGUGAGUGCAGGGGUGAGUGGAGGGGUGAGUGCAGGGGUGAGUGCAGGGGUGAGUGCAGGGGUGAGUGCAGGGGUGAGUGGAGGGGUGAGUGCAGGGGUGAGUGCAGGGGUGAGUGCAGGGGUGAGUGCAGGGGUGAGUGCAGGGGUGAGUGCAGGGGUGAGUGCAGGGGUGAGUGCAGGGGUGAGUGCAGGGGUGAGUGCAGGGGUGAGUGCAGGGGUGAGUGCAGGGGUGAGUGCAGGGGUGAGUGCAGGGGUGAGUGCAGGGGUGAGUGCAGGGGUGAGUGCAGGGGUGAGUGCAGGGGUGAGUGCAGGGGUGAGUGCAGGGGUGAGUGCAGGGGUGAGUGCAGGGGUGAGUGCAGGGGUGAGUGCAGGGGUGAGUGCAGGGGUGAGUGCAGGGGUGAGUGCAGGGGUGAGUGCAGGGGUGAGUGCAGGGGUGAGUGCAGGGGUGAGUGCAGGGGUGAGUGCAGGGGUGAGUGCAGGGGUGAGUGCAGGGGUGAGUGCAGGGGUGAGUGCAGGGGUGAGUGCAGGGGUGAGUGCAGGGGUGAGUGCAGGGGUGAGUGCAGGGGUGAGUGCAGGGGUGAGUGCAGGGGUGAGUGCAGGGGUGAGUGCAGGGGUGAGUGCAGGGGUGAGUGCAGGGGUGAGUGCAGGGGUGAGUGCAGGGGUGAGUGCAGGGGUGAGUGCAGGGGUGAGUGCAGGGGUGAGUGCAGGGGUGAGUGCAGGGGUGAUUGCAGGGGUGAGUGCAGGGGUGAGUGCAGGGGUGAGUGCAGGGGUGAGUGCAGGGGUGAGUGCAGGGGUGAGUGCAGGGGUGAGUGCAGGGGUGAGUGCAGGGGUGAGUGCAGGGGUGAGUGCAGGGGUGAGUGCAGGGGUGAGUGCAGGGGUGAGUGCAGGGGUGAGUGCAGGGGUGAGUGCAGGGGUGAGUGCAGGGGUGAGUGCAGGGGUGAGUGGAGGCCUGAGUGGAGAUGCAAGGGUGAGAGAAGGCACGGAUGUGUGCAGAGGUGAUUGGAGAUGCAAGUGA
Molecule: messenger RNA, 1252 nt
Organism: Closterium sp. Naga37s-1
Lineage: Eukaryota; Viridiplantae; Streptophyta; Zygnematophyceae; Desmidiales; Closteriaceae
Source: the annotation of a GenBank genome assembly